Gigantopelta aegis is the source of this 4087-nucleotide messenger RNA. Its product is annotated as ephrin type-A receptor 2-like. The record is from RefSeq and is a predicted model, not a curated record. Gene Ontology annotation, biological process: positive regulation of kinase activity; cell surface receptor protein tyrosine kinase signaling pathway; multicellular organism development. Gene Ontology annotation, cellular component: signaling receptor complex. Lineage: Eukaryota; Metazoa; Mollusca; Gastropoda; Neomphalida; Peltospiridae. The transcript has 15 exons. Gene Ontology annotation, molecular function: protein binding; ATP binding; transmembrane receptor protein tyrosine kinase activity. The coding region runs from base 155 to 2734 and encodes 859 amino acids.
AGUGGAGUUCCGUAUCGAUACAGCCCAACCAGAACACUGCAAACUCCACAGUGAAUCGUGUACAGAUAUCAUCUUCAGUGUGGACAAUGACAUCCACGUGACUCAGACUCCAAUUGUUUUGAACUGGAAUGGCUGGACUGACUCUCUGUCUGGAAUGUUCCGCUACGCAUGGGAAGUUUUCAAAUUGGUGCCAGACAUUAGCGGUAGACUGCACGAGCAAUAUCCACUAAAACCCUUGAAGACAACGGAAGUGAUGCACGCAAAUCUUAGUAGCGUGACACCGUCUUACCAACCGACAGGAGUUGGGAUGUAUUCCUUCAUUCUAGAAGCUUCUGAUUUGGCAAACAACUCUCGCUUUAUAAGACGCUUAUGUCUGUAUGACCCAUCAUCAGAAAUCACUCUCAGUUCUGAGACAUUUGAAGUAUCUUCAGCUAGAGGAUUCCGAAAAGAUGCCUGGACCUCCAACAUAAGCAGUCCACUGAUCAUAAGCUGGAAAGAUCAUUUCGUUAACAAGAUGCACGAAGACAAUAAGCUUCUUAACCCUGUGAAGGAAUAUUUAAAGAAGCGGGAUGAUGGCUUGAAGAGAAUUGAUCAGGACGACACCUUUGGUAAGAGAACAAUAAAAGGCAUCGGCAACAGCCGUGGCAUUGUCAGGUUUGAGGUUGCCCAUGCUAAAGACAGUAAUGGAGGAAGAGGACAACUAGAGCCGACAAAUGGAUGGAGAAAUUUAACUUAUUCAACUCUGAGUACAUCUGUAGCUCCUAAUAAUCCAAGCAAAGGAGACACUGUCAGUAUCUGGGUACGAGCUACGGACAUCACAGGUCGAAGUAAGACAGACGUGAUCCGGGUUCACUAUGAUGAUUCACCACCAAACGCGUUAAAACAAGUACACUUUAAAAGAAAUGUUCCUGGCAUUUAUCCAUUUGGAUCAAAAGUUACCUUGACUACAUCCGACAGAGAGAGUGGUGUUCAUCAAGUCAACAUGACAGUUGUUAGAAUGAAAGUAGAUUCCGACAUGAGAUCUCAUUCGUUCCAUAUCCCCACUAUACCUAAGUCAGCAUGCACGGAUGAGUUACAAGACAACUGUUUCUGUUCGAAUGACCAACCAGACAUGUGUCAGAAGAAAACCCAAGUUCUGGAUAUCAACAACUGCUGGCUGAUGGUUCCAAGGGAUGGACUCAAAUCCGAGAUGGUGGAGUUGAGAUUUCAGAUUUUCAAUAAUGCGCUUCUCUCUGUCAUCCGAUCAGUUAAUGUUUCUAGUUUGGUAACUCUAAAUGGCACAGAAGCCUUCCUGGGGCCUAUGCAUAUUCGUACUGAAAGUAUUACCACGACUGGAGCUAGGAUCAGGUGGGACCUCGCCCCCGCAUGUUACGAACGAACAGAAAUGUGGAUCAACUACAGGAACAAAGAUAGAAAGUUGAUCAAGAAGAGUUUGCACAAAGAUGCAGUGUUUGAAGAUAUUAUCGAACUCGAACCCGGUACCAAAUACACCAUACAGCUGAUAACUCAGUACGGAGAGAUCAUGAGUGAACCAGUGAACUUUAAUCUAGUAACUCAAUCCCUCCCAGAAUUUGGUGGACUGACUGGCGGCGCGGUUGCUGGGAUCGUUAUUGGAGUCUUAAUUCUCAUUGUCCUUGUUCUGCUACUCGUUGGCUUUCUUCUCUGGCGGACAGGGCGGUUUCUGGGGCGUUCUGGGAACAAAUAUAAAGAAUCAGAUCACGUAUCUAUCCGCAACAGAAUAAUGAAAACCAAGACUACGAACGUGGCUCAAACAUCACAUUCUUUGUCUGUGGCUAACAAUGCUUAUUCGCCGGGUGACGAGAUAUACUUGUACGGAAACAUGAGUUUUGAUACAGCACAACCUUGGCAAGUCAACCAGGACCACCUUACGUUAGUGGAGCUCUUCCAUACAGGACGAUUUGCGAAAAUCUACAGAGCGACGUGGAAAGGAGCGCACAAGGAACACAGUGAUGUCAUUGCAAAGUUGGUCAAAGACAAUCUUAAAGAAGAUGAUGUUCUUACCAUGAUGGCAAAGAUCAACUUUGCCGCUACCCAGGUGGGAGAACAUCCAAACAUUUUGCGAUUUCUUGGAGCUGUUGUGGAAAAUGACCAAUUGGGCCCUAUAAUGAUUGUGGAAUACUGCGAGACUGGACAGCUUGACCAAUGGUUGACCAAACAGCAAGGCCAGACAACAGAUGACACCAUCGAGAAGAUGCAGAGGAUUGCCAUGGAGAUCGCCCAGGCCAUGGCGUAUCUGACGUCACGAGGGAUCGUGCACAAGAAGCUUGCAGCACGAAAUGUUCUUUUGACCUUCACUGUUCAAGCCAAGGUCACGGGAUUUGGACCACAACGUGGCGAUAACAAUGAGGAGGAUGCAAAUUCCAAAGGAGAUCGUAUUCCUGUCAAAUGGACUGCCCCGGAAUGUCUCAAGACUUUGAAAGACGCUGAUGAAAAGAGUGAUGUGUGGUCUUAUGGCGUCGUUCUGUGGGAAAUAUUCUCUUUGGGACAAACACCCUAUCCUAACAUUCGAAGUCGUGACAUUGCUGGCAAACUGAAGGGUGGCUACAGACUUGAACGGCCGGAGUUCUGUGAAGAUCUCCACUACAAAAUGAUGCAGGACUGCUGGGCAGACAAAGCGAGGAACAGACCAACGUUCAAGAAACUGGUUGACCAGCAAGAGUCCUUGUUUGGCCUGAGGCCCACGUCUAACGAGUUCUAUUACUACGAGAAGUGAUAACCAACAUGUUCAGUAAAACGGUUGACUUUUUAAACGAGAUGUCUGCUGUAAUAGAGACCUAUUUGUAUUACAUAGUUAAAGAUAUACUAUAACGAUAAUUGUCGGUAUUAUGAUGACAGUAGCAUAUUGAAGACUUUUUAAACGAGAUGUCUGCUGUAAUAGAGACCUAUUUGUAUUACGUAGUUAAAGAUAUAUUAUAACGAUAAUUGUCUGUAUUAUGAUGUCAGUAGCAUAUUGAAGACUUUUUAAACGAGAUAUCUGCUGUAAUAGAGACCUAUUUGUAUUACGUAGUUAAAGAUGUACUAUAACGAUAAUUGUCUGUAUUAUGAUGACAGUGGCAUAUUGAAGACUUUUUAAACGAGAUAUCUGCUGUAAUAGAGACCUAUUUGUAUUACCUAUUUAAAGAUAUACUAUGACGAUAAUUGUCUGUAGUAUGAUGACAGUAUAGCAUAUUGAAGAAAUGUGUGUAUAUAUAUUCGAUUUUGUUUUUAAUUAUUAUUGUUUUAUUGUCCCAGACGAAUACAUAGUGUUAGGGUUGGGGCCCCGAAUCACUGAAAUACAUAGCAUAUAUAUUAGUAGCAACAUAUACAGGUAAUUACAUAGACAUAUCUAGUAUGAAGAAAUAUUCUUUAAACUCCUCUAGGGCCCUAAACCUCUAUAAUACAUGGCAUAUAUAUUAGUAGUAACAUAUACAGGUAAUUACAUAGACAUAUCUAGUAUGAAGAAAUAUUCUUUAAACUCCUCUAGGGCCCUAAACCUCUACAAUACAUGGCAUAUAUAUUAGUAGUAACAUAUACAGGUAAUUACAUAGACAUAUCUAGUAUGAUGAAAACUCCUCUAGGGCACUAAAUCACUAUAAUACAUAGCAUAUAUAUUAGUAGCAACAUAUACAGGUAAUUACAUAGACAUAUCUAGUACGAAGAAAUAGUCUUUAAACUCCUCUAGGACACUAAAUCACUAUAAUACAUAGCAUAUAUAUUAGUAGCAACAUAUACAGGUAAUUACAUAGAUAUAUCUAGUAUGAAGAAAUAGUCUUUAAACUCCUCUAGGACACUAAAUCACUAUAAUACAUAGCAUAUAUAUUAGUAGCAACAUAUACAGGUAAUUACAUAGACGUAUCUAGUACGAAGAAAUAUUCUUUAAACUCCUCUAGGACACUAAAUCACUAUAAUACAUAGCAUAUAUAUUAGUAGCAACAUAUACAGGUAAUUACAUAGACGUAUCAAGUAUGAAGAAAUAUUCUUUAAACUCCUCUAGGACACUAAAUCACUAUAAUACAUAGCAUAUAUAUUAGUAGCAACAUAUACAGGUAAUUACAUAGACGUAUCUAGUAUGAAGAAAUAUUCUUUA